This is a messenger RNA of Auxenochlorella protothecoides, 282 nucleotides long. RefSeq names its product U6 snRNA-associated Sm-like protein LSm2. Gene Ontology annotation, cellular component: P-body; catalytic step 2 spliceosome; U4/U6 x U5 tri-snRNP complex. The transcript is spliced from 3 exons. The record is from RefSeq and is a predicted model, not a curated record. Gene Ontology annotation, molecular function: RNA binding. Gene Ontology annotation, biological process: mRNA splicing, via spliceosome. Bases 1 to 282 code for a protein of 93 amino acids. NCBI's taxonomy places the organism in Eukaryota, Viridiplantae, Chlorophyta, Trebouxiophyceae, Chlorellales, Chlorellaceae.
AUGCUCUUCUACAGCUAUUUUAAGACGCUGGUCGGGAAGGAGAUCACGGUAGACCUGAAGAAUGAUCUUUCCAUCACGGGCACCCUCCACUCAGUGGACCAGUAUCUGAACAUCAAGCUGAACAACAUCAAGCUGGCCAACCCUGCCAAAUACCCUCACAUGCUGUCUGUGCGCAACUGCUUCAUACGAGGCUCUGUUGUUCGAUAUGUACAGCUCCCCCCUGGGAGUGUGGAUGUCGAGCUGCUGCAUGAUGCGACCAGGAGAGAGGCUCGUGGCGGAUGA